GCCUUGCCGCGCCCGCCGAGCCCGAGGUCCGUGCCCACGUCGCCGCCAAGCAACCCCCGCCACCAUGCCCAACUUCGCCGGCACCUGGAAGAUGCGCAGCAGCGAGAAUUUCGACGAGCUCCUCAAGGCUCUGGGUGUGAACGCCAUGCUCCGGAAGGUGGCCGUGGCCGCGGCGUCCAAGCCGCACGUGGAGAUCCGCCAGGACGGCGACCAGUUUUACAUCAAGACGUCCACCACGGUGCGCACCACCGAGAUCAACUUCAAGGUCGGCGAGGGCUUCGAGGAGGAGACGGUGGACGGACGCAAGUGCAGGAGUUUAGCCACUUGGGAGACCGAGAACAAGAUUCACUGCACGCAGACUCUUCUUGAAGGGAAUGGCCCCAAAACCUACUGGACCCGUGAGCUGGCCAACGACGAGCUCAUCCUGACAUUUGGCGCCGAUGAUGUGGUCUGCACGAGAAUUUAUGUCCGGGAAUAAAGGUGUCCCAGCUUGUCCCCACUUUUGGGACAGGAUGCAAGUUUCCCCCAAGGAGUAUGUCAUAGGUGUGAGCCGCCAGCGGGCUUUCCUAUCUCCCUGCCAGCGUUAAGCAACCCCACUCCCCCCCGCCCUCCCCCAUCAUGACAGUGUUGUAGUGUCUCCCCAGACCCCUGUUGCCUCCUGCAUCCCUGGUUUGGCAUUUGCAUGGCUGUCUCGGUCAUUAAACUGGUUGGACGUGU
Jaculus jaculus (lesser Egyptian jerboa) is the source of this 717-nucleotide messenger RNA. RefSeq names its product cellular retinoic acid binding protein 1 (gene Crabp1). The record is from RefSeq and is a predicted model, not a curated record. Gene Ontology annotation, cellular component: cytosol; nucleus. The coding region runs from base 65 to 478 and encodes 137 amino acids. Lineage: Eukaryota; Metazoa; Chordata; Mammalia; Rodentia; Dipodidae. Gene Ontology annotation, biological process: fatty acid transport. Gene Ontology annotation, molecular function: fatty acid binding. The transcript is spliced from 4 exons.